CGUCGCGAUGGACGCUCUCUUCUGUGUGCUGGGGUUGACGCUCUUGCUAGGGUGCGGAGCACAUCCCGAACAGGUCCACAUAGCCCUCGGAGAGCGCCUUGAUGAGAUGACGGUAAUGUGGAGCACCUUCCGACAAACAGAUGUCAGUAUGGUGCAGUACGGCCUAUCCCCUGACGCCCUGAACAACUCGGCCAAUGGUACCUGGCAGCUGCUUAACAACAGAGGCACCCACCAGUACGUCCACAGAGUGAAGCUUACAGACCUUCUCGUGGAUACACAAUACCAUUAUAGGUGUGGUGACGGUCGAGUGUUCAGCAAGGUGUUCGAUUUUCGCACCCUUCGUAAAGGCACCGAGUGGCGGCCUCGGGUCCUAAUUUUCGGCGACCUAGGGUAUAAGGACGGAGCCUCCACCCCUUAUCUCAUUGAGGAAGCCCGAAAUGGGACUGUGGAUCUCAUUUUGCAUAAUGGUGAUAUUGCCUACGAUCUGCAUACGAAUAAUGGACGCGUCGGCGACAAUUUCAUGAAUUUGAUCGAGCCUGUUGCUGCCAGAAUCCCUUACAUGGUGUCUGUGGGCAACCACGAAGCUUUUAAUUGGAACUAUACUAACUACAAAGUAAGAUUCGACAUGCCUGGUACUGAGGACAAUCUUUGGUAUAGUUUCAAAGUCGGCCCCAUUCAUUUCGUUGUGAUCAGUACGGAGGUGUACUUUUUCCUGCUGUACGGGGGACUGGAAGCCAUCUACUCCCACUACAAAUGGCUGGACGACACGCUUCGACAAGCUAAUCUUCCACAAAAUCGUGCGAAGUGGCCCUGGGUCAUCAUUUUAGGCCACAGGCCCAUGUAUUGCUCAAAUGUGGCGCUGCGCUACUGUAGAUUGGACUCGAAUCCGGUGAGAGUUGGCUUGCUGCGAUCUUACGGUCUGGAAGAUCUCCUUUAUGAGCAUGGGGUGGACGUUGCCUUCUGGGGACACAACCACUGCUACGAGAGGCUCUUCCCUACUUACGAUGGAAAGGUGUAUAACGGCAGCUAUGAAAAUCCAUACAGAAACCCUAAAGCUCCUGUUCACAUUACCAGCGGCGCAGCAGGCAAUCAAGAAGGUUCCAGUAAUUUUCGAGGUGCUCGCCAGCCUUGGAGUGCGUUUGGCACCACGGAAAAGGGAUAUACGAGACUGAUGCCGUACAAUAAGACUCAUCUGUUCCUUCAACAAGUGUCGGCAGAAAAGAAAGGAAAGAUAAUCGAUAGCCUAUUCAUUGUGAAGGAGAAACACGGCUCUUAUGCCAAGCUCUUUCCGGUCUCUCGGCAAAAGAAACGGAAACUUGCCAGACUUUUCAAACUCUGAGGAAAACUUGGAACCGAUGCUAUUUAACAUCAUAAUAAAGGCAAACAAAAAAUAAUUUGUGGCAACAAACACUCACACUUACUUUGCAAGGCAAAAACUGAAUCCACGGAAACUCCAUUCAUUUCAAGAAUGUACUAAUUGUGGAAUGCAUUUGAAAUUUCAUUGUGGAACGACAGAAGUCCACAUCAUGUUUCCAGAUGACAUUCUCUAGUUGUGAUUGCAUAUCAUCUCUGCAACCUUUAUGUCUGCCGUAACCAAGCGACAGCUGUUUCCGAAUGAUACAGAGGUUGAUCUCUUUGUCCCCUUGACUAUUUCUGAAUGAUUCAGAUUUUAUGAACCACAUAUUGCCUCUUCAAGUUAGCAUAGUAAACAUUUGCAAUAUUCAUUGCUUACAAUGAACCUUUUAAAUAUCUGUUUUCUAUGUUAACAUAGACGAACAUUGAUUUAAUUCAGUGGAUACUACCAUAAUAAUUAUUGCUAUACAUUUAUGCCCACAACGGAGUCAUCCAACUUUUGCGUGAUUCAGAACAAUCAUCCUGAUUUUGGAUCCCUCUAGACAUCUUACAUGACGAAAAAGGAUACGAAAUCAUGACACAAGACAUGAAAUCAUGACACAAGACAUGAGUUACAUGUUACAUGUAAAUGAGUUACAUGUUAUGAGUUACAUUAACAUAAUAACAAGUUACUUAUGAAGUUACUUGUGCGAUUGUGACAUAGUGAAAAUAACUUGUUUAAGCACUGCUGAACAAGGUGUGUUUAAGCGCUGCUGAAAGUUAAUUGAGUUUCACUUCUUGUAUGAGCUACCUGUUUGGAUUGCUUCAUUUCUCCAUAUCGUGUGAAAUGUUUGACAUUGAGUGCCUCAUUAUUUGAAUCAAUUCUGUCCUUUAGGAAUUCAUUGGAAAAAUAUGAUUCAAUACACAUCCUGAAUGUUCAGAUUCAGGAUUUCCAAAAUAAUUUCCAAAUUCCCUAAUGAGAAAUGACUCCUGACUAGUGCAACAGAAAUGGAACCAUUGGAAAGUUUGUGGUGUUUCUGAUUUCAGUGAGAUUGAAUGUUUAUAGUAACUAUAGAAUACUAGAACAACUGGAUAUCGAAAUGUUGUGACGUUUGACUAAAGAAAUUUGUAAAAUGUGAACCACGCUCCAUUCCAGCAUCAAAGGUUUCUUGAAUUACCGUCAUCAUGUCAGAGAGAAAUUGAAUUUCUAAUUACCAUCAUUGGCGAAGGUCUAAUCCCCCCACCACAAAAGGCACGUUCCAUCAAUGGAGUGGAUAUACCCCACAACAUUGCUAUGCGCACCAAAGAAGCGAGAAUCUGCUUACUCAACUAACAGCUUUUCAUCUUGCUGUAGAUGCUGGAAGAAUCUUCCGAGUCGCAGUAUGUGGGAUGAAAAUAUGAAAGUGGAAGACGAUUAAAUCUCAAAAUAUUUGCUAAGAAAUUGCAAACUCAUAAUAAUGUUUCUAAAUUAUAAAAACUGAAGACUUUAGGAAUCCUCUACGAUAUUUUUGCAUAUUCAGCCCUUUUCCUUUUCAAUUUUAAAUGAAAGAGAAUAACCUACAAAUGUGGUAGAAUGAGCUUCGAAUUUGUUAUAUUUGUGACACGGAAAAGCAGAGCGAAUCAAUCUACAAUUUUCACUAAACUGAGCUCAGAGUAACUUUUAUUUAAACGUUGAAAGUGAACCAUUUUAUAUGUGCAGGCAUUUAAAAUAGGGAAAGUGCAGUUAAAACUUGUUUAUUUACACUGAUUUAUUAAAAGAAAUUUAUAUAUAUAUAUAAAUUUGAGCCUUCUUCAUAAAAUGUGAUAAAAGGAUUAUAAAUUUUAAUUAUCAUUGACCAUCUAGUAGUGUCUCUUAAAAAAAUAUGCCUUUCUUUACCUAAGUUUUUUUUAUAUGUGAGAUCUGAUCAUUUAAGAAUUUUGGAUCAUCUGAACAAUGAGCUUACCUCUCUGAAAUUCAUUCAUAUUUUACAGAUUUACAAUGGAAAGUUAUAUCUAUCUGUAAACACAAAUCAAUUAUUAACUAAAUCGGGGCACCUACAACUGAAUAAUAAUAGCUCAGCAUUACUCUAUGGAUUAUUUUAUAUUUGAAUCAUCUAUUACUUACUAAUUUUCAACGAACCUUCGAUUUAGAGAGAAGAAAAACAUCUGAGCAAGCUCUAUAAGAAAAGAAUAGAGCUUCAAAAGGAAUCCUCGACAUUACAUUCAGAUAUUCUUUGCUGUUUCCAUUCUUAUGAUAAUGUGACUUAAUUCACCAGAAAUUAAUAACACAACUUUGCUGUGAAUCUCUUUCUUUCUAAGAACUAACAAAAAUAAUGAAUGAGUUAUUUUUAACAGAUAUCAUAGCAUCAUCUCUUUUCAAAGACAAAUAUGUAUAGUUUUUUCCUUAGGACCGAAAAAUGCAUUCACAUACAAUAUGGAAUUGUAGAAAAAUGUAUAUUUUGAAUGCCUUUUGAAAUCAGCUUAAUUGUGAUUCAAAAGGGAAGAAAAAUAACAGAAUGAAAAAGAAAACAGCAGACACGAUGAAAAAUACUCAGUUAUUGUCCUGAAUGAAAAUGAAUUUUGUUCAAAAGAGAGACUUUAUGUUAUGAAACAUUAUUGAAAAAUGUUUUUUGUUCGUUUUCCAGAAUAGCUUAUGGUAAUUUUUGUAGAUGUGUUUGAAUGAACUGAACAGUACAGUAGUGAUAAUCUAGUCAUAUUGUCUUUUUAUAAAGACUUAUUAAGAAAAAUAUAAUCAUACCUGUGCAAUUUGUUAUUUGUAUAAUUGAAGACAAUCAUUUGUGAAAUAAGUGUGUUAGUAGUUGAUAUCUCUCUGAAUUUUACUAAAAUGAUUCAUUUCCAAUUCUAUGAAAGAUACAAAAAUCAGCAUUGUUUGAUAAAAUUGGAUGACCAUUAUUUAAAGUGUAAUUAUUCCAGGCAUUUUCAUUGUUAUUUACUAAAAUUAUUACCAUUUCAAAUGGUUUUUACAAAAUGGUUCCCAUUUCAAACUUUACUGUAAUUAAUUAUCCAUAUGGUAAACAAACAUCAUAAUGGUUCAAAUGUUUAGACUGGUUUAAGAUAGUUCUUAAAGUAAAAUUUCUAGAUAAAAACAAUAUUAAUAUAGAAAUUAUUACUUACUUACAAAUAAUUAAAUAAAUUAAAAUGAACUUUAAUUACCAUUAUAAGAACAAUAUCGACUACUAGCACACUUCCCUAUAAAAUACUUUUAAACUUCGAUCAUUGCUUCUUUUCAAUAAAACUUGUUUAUAGAACUCAUUUUUCUAAAUCAUAUUACAUUUAAAUAAAAGAAUAUUGUCAUUCCUAUAUGCACUGAAAAUGUAUUUUAAAUGCUU
Messenger RNA from Argiope bruennichi, 4661 nucleotides. Its product is annotated as acid phosphatase type 7-like. Gene Ontology annotation, molecular function: acid phosphatase activity; metal ion binding. The record is from RefSeq and is a predicted model, not a curated record. The transcript has 12 exons. Bases 8 to 1339 code for a protein of 443 amino acids. Lineage: Eukaryota; Metazoa; Arthropoda; Arachnida; Araneae; Araneidae.